UUAACCACAAUGAUACGAACAUAAACACCGCUAUAUAUAACAUUUUAAAAGAGCUUCGUGAAAUAAAAGAGCAAAUGCAGAAAAGUGAGGAGUCAAACAAAAAAAUUGUUACCAAGUUAACCGAGGAAAUAAUAUCGUUAAGGACAGAAGUAACGCAAUUAAAAGCACGCGACUUGUUUGAAACAGACCGCUCACUGUUGCCAUCCUUUCCAUUUUGGGAAUUAACUGCUUUAAAGGAUUUUGACGAAAAAUUGUUUUUGGACGACAAGAUGAGAGCUCAGUUGAAAUGCGUGGUACAAAAAAUUGGAGGAGAAGAAGUUCCUGUAUUCGUCCGUUUAGCGUUAAAACAAAUUGUGUCGGAUGAGUUGGCAAUUAAUUUAACUUGGCGUGGGACAUCGGAGAAGCCAAGCAUACAAAACUUUGCAGUUUUUUCCAUCAUAAAAGACGUUUGUCACUCCAAGUUCCAAAAUUCGACAGAUUAUCAAAUUAAUAAAAUUGUCCAACAACAUUUCUUACACGCCAGGGAUAGAGUGCUCAAACGCAAACUUUCAAGUGAAAAUACUCGCGGAAAUUUACGCCUCUCCAAUUAAUUCCUUAACUCGUACACGUAACUAAAUAAUGUUAACAAAUGAUACCUUAACUAAAAAAUUUAAACAAACUGUUUUUCUUGUU
Molecule: messenger RNA, 672 nt
Organism: Rhagoletis pomonella (apple maggot)
Lineage: Eukaryota; Metazoa; Arthropoda; Insecta; Diptera; Tephritidae
Source: RefSeq, a predicted model, not a curated record